UGCAGCAAGGGAGCCGGGUUCGUCCAGGAGGCGGCGAAAAGAGUCAACGACUUCCUGAGCAGCGCCGCACAAGAAAUCGGCAUCAAGGAGUACUACUCGAUUCACAUUGGCACGCUCUGCGAGGGCUACUACGCGCCGAAGUUCAGCGAGACGAACGCCAAGCCCGAUGUCGAACGGUGCUCACAGAAGUUCUUCGUGGGCCAGACGGACCUCAGCAAGAAGCUCGACGAGGGGCUCCAACUCGGGCCGUUCCAAUUCAAUCUGACCCAACUGGAGCUCGUCCAGGGUAUUCAAGAUGCCUUUGACGACAUCCCAGAGAAGCUGGCGGCCAUGGCCUUCUUCUUCUUGUUUGCCACUCUGGCCAUGGUGGUCAGCUUCCUCCUGUGCGGCGCCUCGCUGGCAUUCAAGGACACGGUGCGCUUGCGGAAGCUUGCCCUGCUCGGCGCGCUUGGGUUCAUGGGCUUCGGGUGGCUCACCUCGCUCGUCGGCGCUAUGGGUGUGACGGUGGCGGCAGAGACGAUAAAGUCGAAGGUAAACGAGCACGGCAAGAAAGUUAACAUCUCGGCCUCGACGAGCCCCGCUCUGUACGGCCUCGUCUGGACCAGCGUUGUCUUCUCCACCAUCACGCUUGCGCUGUUGGGGGUAGCCUGGUGGCGCAAUCGGAGCGGCAGGGGGUUGGUGGCGCAGCAGCAGUAUGCCGAGAAGAACCAGUCGGGCAGCACUAUGCAGAUGGAGGACUCGCACGGGUGGGCCCAGAUGCCGCCGGCCGGGGGCCAGGGGCCGAUGACGGAUGUUCGUUUGUAG
This is a messenger RNA of Parathielavia appendiculata, 804 nucleotides long. RefSeq lists its product as uncharacterized. Gene Ontology annotation, biological process: fungal-type cell wall organization. Gene Ontology annotation, cellular component: cell cortex of cell tip; plasma membrane. The record is from RefSeq and is a predicted model, not a curated record. The transcript has a single exon. NCBI's taxonomy places the organism in Eukaryota, Fungi, Ascomycota, Sordariomycetes, Sordariales, Chaetomiaceae. The annotation marks the transcript as partial.